AUGGCUGUACUUGCAGGAGAAUGUGAACCUGUCCAGAUGACACACUGUAUAAACAUAACCACCUAUAACUUUACAACCUUUCCCAACUACCUGGGAAUGCAGAAUCAAGUGGAUGCCGCCAACGAGGCAGGUGGAUAUAAAUACCAUGAGAUAUGGACAAGUGAUUGCUAUGCCUAUGAUCUGGAGUUUUUGGUGCAUUUUAUUUACGCCUCCUUGUACGUGUUUGCCGAAUGUUCGCCGGCCUACUCGAUGGAUUACAAUGACGUCAUCAACUGCUUUGAUCUGCCAGACUCGGACGACCCGACGGUGUGUUUCCAGAACCCCUAUCAACCUGGGAAACCACAGGUCCUGGAGACGAAGCCGUGUAAGAGGAUGGGAUACAAUGUUACUGCCUUCCCAAACCUGGCUGGCCAAAUCGCCGAGCCCAUUGCCCUGGAGAUGGUCAAUAUGAUCCAAGGUAUUCAAGCUGCCACGCGCUGUUACAGGUACUCGGGUCUCUUCGCUUGCGCCGUCUACUUACCCCCCUACUCAGGAAAUCAGACAGUACCUUACCACGUCAUUCCACCCUGCAGGAGUCUAUGCGAAGAGUAUCGCUAUCAGUGUGAAUUUUUUCUGGAGAUCUUUGAGUCCCCAUUGCCCGAGAAUCUAAGCUGUAGCCAGCUGCCACAGUCAAACGACACCAAUAUUUGCAUAGGAGCCAAAGAGUCACGAGAACCUCCUCCAGUAUUACCUUGUCCUGCUGGCAACAUAACAUGUGACAAGAAUCGGUGUAUACCACGAGACUGGAUCUGUGACGGCUAUCAGGACUGUCGCGAUAACAGUGACGAAAAAUACUGCGCCUUGUGCCCAGCUGACAAGACAAAAUGCCCACCUCCCUCCAGUCAGUGUAUAGAGGUGACAAGCCAGUGUGAUGGCAGGAAAGACUGCUAUGGAGGGCUAGAUGAGCUCCAGUGUGUCAAACUGGAAGGGAGAGUUCGGCCGGGACUGGCCCAGGCCUUUAACCCGGAAUCCAAGAAAUGGGAGCCUAUUUGCUCGUCUAACUGGAAUGUGUCAUUCAGCGAGCUGCUGUGUAAGCAGCUAGGGUAUAGAAAGGUCCUUGUGUCCACGUACAAGUUCAGUGAUGUUUUCCAGUCAGCUGUCGUAGACGAGCUAUCCACCAGUCACCCAGGGAACUUAGUGCAACAAUUCCUGAAGAGAAGGUCAUAUUGUCCAAGUGGAAUGGCGGUAUAUAUAAAGUGUGGUGACAUAGAGUGUGGAGAGAGGCCAGCGUAUGUGCCGUCUCCUCUGCGAGUGGUUGGUGGUCGAGAGGUUCGACCAGGGGCAUGGCCCUGGGUUGUCUCCCUUCAUGGUGGUCCUAGCCAGAACUUCUUCUGCGGCGCGAGUCUUAUUGACGAAGAAUGGGUCAUGACAGCUGCUCACUGUGUAGGAGGGAAGCAGACGAGUGGCGGAUGGACCCUGAAGGUCGGCCAUACCCGGCGGAGAUCGUACUCGCAGUAUCGCUUGAUCCGACACGCAGAUAGGAUCAUCAUACACCCUAACUUCAGUCCGUACACCGUCGACAAUGACAUAGCGCUUAUCCACCUUAACGAACCUGUCCAGUUCAAUGACUUCGUUCGUCCGAUCUGCCUCGCCCCUAAAGGGUACAUCCCUCCGCUGGGUACCAGGUGUGUAGCCGCUGGCUGGGGUAAACACAACUUUAAAGCCCAGGUGUAUUCACGAGCCAUCAACCAGGUGGAGUUGGAAAUCGUGAACUGGGAGUACUGUAGAGAAGCUCUGAAGCACGCUGACCCCAAGCCUCCGCACAACCUCACCAGAAAUAUGAUGUGCGCCGGGGGUGGACUCGACCACGACUCAUGCUCUGGGGACAGCGGAGGUCCAUUUGUUUGUCGUCAGAAUGGGACAGCGGACAAAUGGUUCGCAGCAGGGAUUGUCUCCUGGGGGGUGCUCUGUGCCACGCCCAAUGUCCCCGGGGUUUACACGACACUUCCAAACUACGCUGACUGGAUAAGUGAUGUCAUCGCUAACCACACCAAAUCAGUGACGUAAUCGUGAUCUCAUCCGGGCCAUAGGGCUUUUCUGUAUUCAAAACAUCCACUGUUGAUAACAUAUAGUUGUUGUUAUGAAUUUUAUAUGGUCAGUUACGUUUCGUUAUACA
Liolophura sinensis is the source of this 2155-nucleotide messenger RNA. Its product is annotated as atrial natriuretic peptide-converting enzyme-like. Gene Ontology annotation, molecular function: protein binding; serine-type endopeptidase activity. Gene Ontology annotation, cellular component: membrane. The coding region runs from base 1 to 2046 and encodes 681 amino acids. Lineage: Eukaryota; Metazoa; Mollusca; Polyplacophora; Chitonida; Chitonidae. The transcript has 13 exons. The record is from RefSeq and is a predicted model, not a curated record. Gene Ontology annotation, biological process: proteolysis.